UUCUCUGGACGUGCGACCUGGUACUCUGAUACGACUGGCCAGUGCGGUCACUCGUACUCGCAAUCAGAUAUGAUCGUCGCGGUCAACCAAGACCAGAUGGGUACGGGUAAAGCUCUUUGUGGCAAGAAGAUCCUGUUGACGCUGAAGGGAUCGGAUGUCCAGGCCGUUGUCACGGUCGUGGAUAUGUGUCCAGGACAGUACUGCAAGUUCGGAGACCUCGAUCUGUCCCAGGCUGCGUUCAAGAAGUUCGCUGGCCUCGGUGUGGGUGAACUGCAACUCCGGUGGAGCUUU
Molecule: messenger RNA, 291 nt
Organism: Gamsiella multidivaricata
Lineage: Eukaryota; Fungi; Mortierellomycota; Mortierellomycetes; Mortierellales; Mortierellaceae
Product: RlpA-like double-psi beta-barrel-protein domain-containing protein-containing protein
Exons: 1
Source: RefSeq, a predicted model, not a curated record